This is a messenger RNA of Gryllus bimaculatus (two-spotted cricket), 897 nucleotides long. Lineage: Eukaryota; Metazoa; Arthropoda; Insecta; Orthoptera; Gryllidae. The record is from the annotation of a GenBank genome assembly.
CGCUUUAUAUGGAUAUUCGAUUACGUAGCAUACUAUCCAACUUAAGUAUAAUGACUUCUGAUAAUCAAUCAGCUGUCCAAUCGAAAGCUUUUAUAUAAAAAAUACAAUCGUUACGAAGCUCUCGAUUGGAGAAUUCGGUCCUCUUUAUUAUGUAUCAGAAGACACUAUAUUUAAAUUAGAGUACAGGUUGACUUGACAAGAAAGCGAAAGCGUGCGAAGUGGUUGUUGUGGUGUGGUGGAAAUACAAGUUACUGUCACUCAAUUGACAUCAGCAUGUCAGUAAUAUUAGGAAAACCCAAUAAAAAUGGAAGUGACAAUUGUUUUAUUGAAAUGGAAAGAAAAGAAAUCGUCAAUCUCAAUUUAGUGGUGAAAGCUCUAAUACAGGACAUCCAAACCUGUGCGGGUCCCCGAGAAGUGUUAAAUGAAAUGAAUAGUGAAGGUCGGGGUAAAAUAGCAGCUCUACGUAAACAUAUUGAUCGACUUGAAAUACUUGCAAAAGAACAAGACACAGAAAAUACAAAAUCGCAAUUAUUAGCAGAGGUUGAAAACUAUAGACAGCAGUUAACAAGCACUCUCAGUGCCUUUAGGAAAGCAAAUGUGGCAUGUAUUUUAAACAUUGAGAAGUCCAACAAACAAGAACUCUUCGACAUUAUUAUGGAUGAAGCAAAUUUACGUCACAGGCAAAGAAAAGAUAAGGAAGGAUUGGUCAAGAUGUCUAGUGAUGUUACAGAACAGUUACGCUCCAUUAGUAGACAUCUCUCAGAAACAACACAGAGAAGUGCAGAUACUUUAGGAACGUUAGUCACUUCAUCCAAUGCUGUUGACAGUGCCCAAGAAGAAAUGAAUACAAUGGGUAGUGUUAUAUCUCAGUCAGGUCCUCAGAUCUACUUCCAGUGA